GGCUGACUGCGUAACCCGAAAACCGUGUGACGGAUGCUGUGCAUUUAAAAUCAGAUUUUAUUUUUUUAAUUUUUGGGGGGAAUUUCUUACUUGUUACUGUUUUGUAUUUUGUAGGAAAGGGGGAACCUGUAUGGGCAAAUAAAGGGGAGGAACCGGGUGGACGCACGUGAAUCUCUCACUUUAUUCAAAGCCAGGAAAUUUAAAGGAAAGGAACGCGUUACCAGCAAGUGCGGCAAAUUGGACUUUCCACCAUCAGCAACCCUCCUCUCUCUCUCUCUCUUCUCUUUCGCCAUCCCUGCUCCUUCUCUGUAGGUCUCCUCACUUACUUCCAUCAUUCCUCCAACCUCUUAUGAUCCCAGAAUAGCCUCACGGCGGAGCUCUCUCUAAAUAUUAGUGAAGGUUUUGGAUUUCGGGGUGACUCUGGAGAUGGAUUAAAGGGACGGUGCACCGCAAAACUGGAGCAGCACGCACGACCACGCCGAGGGGGAAGGGGGCGACGGGAUUCGGUGAAUUCGCGGAGCCCCCGGGACAGAGGCUGUGACUGGUCCCAUCCCAAGAUGACAUCCCCCAAAAACAAAGCCAAGAAGAAACCACCAAAAGACAGCAUGACACUGUUGCCAUGCUUUUAUUUUGUAGAGCUCCCCAUCGUCCUAUCCUCCUUGGUGUCCCUUUACUUCCUGGAGCUGACAGAUGUUUUGUCCCCGGCGAUGGUGGGCUUCCGUUGCCAUGACCGCGACCUCUCCAUGCCCUAUGUGGAGACAGGCGAUGAGCUCAUCCCUCUGUUGAUGCUGCUGAGUUUGGCCUUUGCUGGACCUGCAGCUUCUAUUAUGAUGGGGGAAGGCUUGAUGUACUGCAUGCAGUCCAAACUGAAGACUUGUCCAAAGUCAGAAGGCAGCAUAAAUGCUGGAGGCUGCAGCUUCAACUCCUUCCUACGCAGGACCGUGCGAUUCGUCGGUGUUCAUGUAUUCGGUCUCCUGGCAACAGCCCUGGUGACAGAUGUCAUCCAGUUAGCUACUGGCUACCACGCCCCUUUCUUCCUUACUGUCUGCCAGCCUAAUUACACGGCCCCGGGAGUGUCAUGUGACAACAAUGCCUACAUCACACAGGACAUCUGCAUGGGCAAAGACCAGUAUGCUAUUAUGUCAGCUCGGAAAACAUUCCCAUCCCAGCAUGCAACGCUCUCUGGCUUCGCUGCUGUAUAUAUCUCUAUGUAUUUCAACGCCAGCAUCAACAGCACUACUAAGCUGCUGAAGCCGAUGCUCGUCUUUGCUUUCUGCAUGGCAGCAGGCCUCGCUGGCCUGACGCAGAUAACUCAACACCGCAGUCACCCUAUAGACGUGUACGUGGGAUACGUGAUAGGAGCCGGCAUUGGAGUCUACUUGGCUGUGUACGCAGUGGGAAACUUCAAAGCCUCGGAAGAAGAUGCUCCGUCUUUACAGAGACUAGCUUCAGCACAGCAGAAGGAUGGCUUGAGGGUGUUGAGUCAGAGGAGCCAUGACUCCUUGUACAGGAAGACUCCCAGGGUGUCUGAAAGCAGGGAGGAGCUGGGGUUGGGAUCUGGAGCACGGAGUAAGGUGAGGAGGGAGAAGGCAUCCCUGGCCUCCCUCAAACGAGCAAGCGCUGAUGUGGAGCUUCUGGCGACCAGUCGUCCCAUGGGCAAGGAAACCAUGGUAACCUUCAGCAACACCUUGCCUCGAGUUGCAAAUGGCAACAGCCCCAUCUCACCCUCAGAGGAGCCAGUCACCACCCAGCGUCACAUGACGUUCCACGUGCCCUUCGACCCACAAAGGUCUCGGCAGCUGGUGUCAGAGUGGAAGCAGCGUUCGAUAGAGCUCCGUAGCCAGAGCUCACGAGAUGAGGAAGAGGGAGGAGAUGGAGGAGGUGAAGGAGGCACAGCUGCAGGGGAAGGGGGCGACCAACAAAUGCCGUCUUCUCUUUAUCCCACAGUGCAAGCCAAUACCACCACACCGACUGGAGCCAGGAUGGUGGUGGCACCCCCACUUGUUCACAUCCCUGAGGAGGCCUCUCGGCCACCUCCUGUUUCCCCUAAGAGUGCCAAGACACGGGCAAAGUGGUUGUCACUCACAGAGGGAGGAGGACUAAAAGAGCCUGGAACAGGGCCCAUUGCCGUGUCGACUCCCCGUGUGCCCAACACGCAGCCCAACCAGCCUCCCAGCCAGCAAAGAGUCACACAGGUCGUAGCCAUGUCAAAGCAGCAGGGUCAAGGACCUACUACUCCUUCCACUAAGACAUCAGAAGGCGGCUCCUCCUCUGGUCCUGGCUCCAACUGCUCAGAGUCACCAUACUACCGGAUACCAUCUGAUCGAGACAGCUGCACUGGGAGCAACCCAGGGAGCAUCGCUGGCAGCGGGAGCAUCGUCACAAUCGACGCUCAUGCCCCUCACCACCCGGUGGUGCGUGUGUCGGCCACUAAUGGCAAGCCGUGGGAAUGGAGAAACACCAUCAGUGGCAACAUGAUGGCCGCUGACCCGACUGGUGACAAACACCGUGCCGCGUUGCAGCGACAAGACAAUGUCAGUCAUUACCGGGACUACAGGACACUCCCAGUGAAAUCAGACUCCCUGUGCUCCUCCUCGGUCAGCUGCAGUGCCGAAGGAGGAGCUGAUCUGCCUCCCCCACCUUUUCCCACCUCCUCAUCCCCUCUUCCGCCCCCACCUCAGCUGUCGUCAUCCCCUAUCCCACCACCGCUUCCUCAACCAUCUUCCUCUCCCUUGCCUCCCCCUCCACCACCAAGCUCCUCCCCAAUGCCUCCGCCUCCCAUUCACCCCACCUCCUCUCAUAUGCCUCCACCUCCUCACCCAUCCUCUCAGAUGUCUCCACUACCCCUCCCAUCUUCCUCUCAAAUGCCUCCCCCUCCUCACCCCUCUUCUUCCCAAAUGCCUCCACACCCACACCCAUCCUCUUCGCCCUUGCCUCCACCACCGCAUCCCUCUUCCAUGCCUCUACCUCCUCACCAGUCUUGCUCCAGCAUGCUUCCUCCACCUCCCCACCCUGACUUACUGAUAGAUGGCCACAACCAGUUAUUGUCCCGCACUUCCACCCUGCCCCGUCGGCCGUCUGUGUCCGCCCGAAGCCAUGCUGAGCAGGAGCACUACUACAAGGCCAUGCAGAACGAGAGGAUGUUAUAGUGAAGCGUGAAGACAAGAGACACCAUUGUAAAAUCACAGAUUGUACUAGAGAAGGGAGGACUCUUCUCAAAGAGACACUGAAGAAAAGUAGGCAGCGAUAGGUGAACAGAGUUUUAUGACUUUUGGGAAAUGAUAAAGUGGUUUAGAGAUCCUGGAUAUGGAAUUGAGGACUAGGUGAAAGUCUGGCAGAAUACAAACUCAGCAGGGGGAAUCUUUUUUUUUCCACUUCCUGCAUACACAAACUACCCACAGUGUUAGCUCAGCAGCCCUCACUGAGAAAAGAACAGACAAGAAAAGAAACGGAUGUUAAAUAGAGCAGGGAGAGAAAUUAAAAACCCCAGUUUACCUCUGGUUUCAGCACGCACAUCCUCUGUGUUUCAAAGGAGUCGAAGAGGCUGCAGCUGAAAGAGCUGAAUGAAUGGAUUGGGAUUUGCUAAAUCAAGUUUCCCUUGAGAUGGGGAUGAGACUCAGAAAACAAAACAACCACAGGCAAUACUAGCUUUUCUUGAAGUUGAAUAACUGUUUGAGGUUGCCAGCCAUUACACACAGAGAAUUUGCUCUUGUUACUAGCUAUAAAAAAUCAUCCUUCAAAGCAUUCAAAAGCUAUAAGGAUGCCGUAAAGUCAAGUUCAAACACAGGUUUAAGAGUACUUGCCAAUAGCAACAACUGACAAAACCACAAAUUCUUAUACCUCCAAAUAAACAAACCACAUAACAAAUUCUUACAUUUGAGAUCAGGCAGAUGCGCUUGCAUUUACCAGAAGAAGCAGAUUUUGGAAACAUUGCUUCUGGAAGGUAAGCAAGAAGGAGGAGAAAGGAUGAUUGGAUGUGGGGAGGAUCGUGCACAGUUGGGCACCCCUAUACAGACGUCACUGAAUGGAUUACUGUAACAAACAUGAGAGGCAGUCAAGUGGAAAGAGAAUUAUUCCUAACAUGAAGAAUGUGGCUGGACACACAGCACAGCACAGCAAGCCAGACAGACGGUCUGUCUUUUCUGUGCACGAAACCUUCCACGGAACGGAGCUUGAAGCCGCGCUAAGGAGAUUAACGUGUUUAUCAAACCAUGCUAGUACACUCUUUGUAUUUGGCCCUCUUGCAAAUCGUAAUAGUAAAGGGAAUGUUAAUGGAAAGCUGCCCAGCCAGUAGUGUUGCCCACUGUAACCUUGGAACAAAGUGGCUUCAGUAGGUACCAGUUGGAUGGGCGAGCUGGCUUUAUAGCUCAGUAAAAAAACAUCCUUAUGAGUAGAUUUUAAGUUUUCAGGUCUUGAAAGUCUUUUCACUAGCAUUUUGGCUUUCACUUUGCUUCUAAUUUAUCAGGAAACGCCAAACAGAAAGACCCAAAUCAUUCUAUUCAUAAAUUACUAAUACCUGCAAGUUCAGACUUCACCUAUCCAUUAUCUAUACCAUUUUUUGUUGCAGUUUUAAGAGAUUAUCAACUAUACCUUUUUACAAUAUGAGGCUAAAUUAUUCUAUUUUAUAUUUAAAAACUUCCCAGUUUAAAAAAACAGCCAACCAGCACUAUGAUAAGCUAGGAUUUCUUUGAAAUAAAUGUUGGUAAAACAAUCUUUACUCAAAAAUUCACUUCCUCUAGACUUUUCAUCAGCAAAUGUAAUUUUCUACUGUAGAUAAACUAUGGCCAACAUGCAUUUGCUGAAGACAACCAUGUAAUACGUUGGAAAGGCCCAGUUUAACUGAGCAAGAGGGCCUUGAAGUGAGAUUUGCCCACUGCACUAGAAAAUGACUCCAAAUCAUAGACGGUUGUAAAGAUGGAUGCAUCUACAGUAAUGUCACCCACUGGUUUCUGAAGUCCAGUUUUGAAGCGUUUCACCGUCGCCAUUGUGGUUGCAAAAAAAUGUAAAAAAUGGAUGUGAUAAGGAAAAGCAGAUCAUACUGUGAAAAUGCAUGCUCAUUGAAGUGAAUGUUGUUAUAGUUUGGCAAUAUAUACAAAAAAAAUGGAAUUAAAUUGAAUUGAACUGAAUCAUUGGCUAAAGACUUUAAAUUGACCCUCAUUAAGAAAUGAGCGUGCGGUUUCAUAGCAGAGAUAAUUGUCUAUUUUAAAACACAGAACAAGCAAAAUCUACAAAACAGCCUUAAUUUUUAAUUCAUUUUGUCCCAAAAUGAGUGACUGAGCCCAUAAACAUCAGUCAUUCAUCAGCUGAUGGGAAACCUAAGAUUUUUUAGUUUUCAUUUUUAUACUGUCUCUGGUCAAGUACAGUUCAGUGAGUUCAAUAAUUAGUUUACGGAAAUGAUAUUCAAACCAUAUCGAUAACUGAUUAACUCCAUUCAGUUAAAGAAAAAAAAUGUUGUUUGAGGAUUUCACUUGCAUAAACAUGAGGAUUAGGAAUAUAUGGUGGUUUUUUUAAUUGGUUUCUCAAAAAAGGCACUCUCAGUACACCACUUAGGGCUCUGGAAAACCGUGAGUGACGUUUUUCUUGAUUAGUCAGAAGAGGCGGUGGUGUUAUCAGUCAGUUAAACAUUUCUUUAAAAAAUAAUCAUUUCAGCCCUAAUUAUACACUUCGGAGCAAGAUCUGUGAGCAGGAAAAGUGAACACAACUAGUUUGGUGUUCCUUCAGUGCACUCCUGCCCUUUCUUUGUAAUUAUACUUUGUUGUAUAAAGUUGUUAUCCAGUUCAUUUUUUUGUCAGCAGAUAUUCUGUCCAAUGACAAGUGCUUUAUAUGAUGCCAUUAUUUGCUCAUACCUUAAUCAAAUACAGACUCAGACACACAGAUGAAGUUGGUUUGCACCCAUGCACCACAACACCUGAAGGAUACAUGGACUGAUACUUUGUAAAGUAGGAAGAGGCUAUGCUAAAUGGAACAAGUUGUAUUUUGUAGUGGCGCUCCUCAGGCGAGGAGCUGUUAGAUAAAGUUGCUCGUCAGUUUGUGCUGCAUGUGUGUACGAGUGUGUCCUUUUUUUAUAACCUGACCUUUUGUGCUUCGAGUCUGCGAUGUUACAUUUUGACAGACAGACAUGCCGGUGAUCAUGCCAUUUUGACUGUAAAAAUAUUUGCCAUUACUUAAUAUUAUUAAUACUUAUUAUUCCACAGUCCUCUUUUUUGGACUAAUGUUUUCUAUCUGUUGUGAUGUGUAACAUUAAUAACCUCAUUGAAUAAAAAA
Molecule: messenger RNA, 6264 nt
Organism: Pundamilia nyererei
Lineage: Eukaryota; Metazoa; Chordata; Actinopteri; Cichliformes; Cichlidae
Product: lipid phosphate phosphatase-related protein type 3-like
Exons: 9
Coding region: 558-3149 (863 amino acids)
Biological process (GO): signal transduction; phospholipid metabolic process; phospholipid dephosphorylation
Cellular component (GO): plasma membrane
Molecular function (GO): phosphatidate phosphatase activity
Source: RefSeq, a predicted model, not a curated record